AUGGAAAAAGAAAUAAAAUGUUGGAAGCAAGCUUCUUCAUCCCUAAAGGCUGCAAAUGAAACAAAGUUUUUUAAGAGACUAUUUUCUGAGGAUGACGAAGUUAUUAUUCUUCAAGGCCUAGCAGGUACAGAUUUAAAUUCAGCUUCAAGCCAUAGUGAUAUUUACAGCUAUUUUAAAAGCCAACUCAGUUUCAAACCUACUAGAACUCAACUUAGAGAUAAAAUUUGUAAAUUAAAGACUAAAUUUAAAAACAAAGAAAACAGCAAAUUUCCUCCUAUUUUUACCAGUUCACACGAGCAGAAAAUAUUCGAUCUUUCUAAGAAACUUUGGAGCAACGAUAAAGAAGAGUCAGAGGAAUCAGACAUUGAAUUGAGUGAAAUGUUGUUGUUUGAUGUGGAUGUGUUCAGAAUGCGAAGGAAGUUGCUUGACAGAACAAAGAAGGCUGAGUUUGAUGAAAGGUGGAACAAUUUGAAACUUUUGGAAAUCAAGUUUUUUUACGACGGUUUAGCGUUAUUUAAAGACCUAUCUGACUUGCUUUUGAAGAGUCCUUAA
Messenger RNA from Cicer arietinum (chickpea), 552 nucleotides. Its product is annotated as probable transcription factor At2g01370. The record is from RefSeq and is a predicted model, not a curated record. Gene Ontology annotation, cellular component: nucleus. NCBI's taxonomy places the organism in Eukaryota, Viridiplantae, Streptophyta, Magnoliopsida, Fabales, Fabaceae. Gene Ontology annotation, biological process: regulation of DNA-templated transcription.